Molecule: messenger RNA, 1013 nt
Organism: Malaclemys terrapin pileata
Lineage: Eukaryota; Metazoa; Chordata; Testudines; Emydidae
Gene: TMEM256
Product: transmembrane protein 256
Exons: 4
Coding region: 7-345 (112 amino acids)
Source: RefSeq, a predicted model, not a curated record
GGGGCCAUGGCGCGGAGCUGGGGCCGCGUGGGGGCGCUGAGCGGGGCCGCAGCAGUGGGGGCCGCCGCUUACGGGGCGCACGGCUUUCGGCGCAGUGACCGGGACGACUACCAGAAGGAGCUCUACGAGACGGCCAACAGGUACCACUUCCUCCACAGCCUGGCGCUGCUGGCCAUCCCCCACUGCCGCCGUCCCCUGCUGGCUGGCGCGCUGCUCACCUCCGGGAUGGGGCUCUUCUGUGGACCCCUGUAUUACCACGCGUGGAGCGGAGACCCGACUUUCAACAAAGCGGCCCCCUACGGGGGCUCCCUCCUGAUCCUUGGCUGGCUGGCGAUGGCUCUCUGACCCCCCCCCCCCAGACUCCCUGGCAGCCCCCCAACCCCCCCGGCACCGGGGCUGCUGGUCCCCCCACUUCCGCACAACAGUAUGGCUCCCCCUCCCCAUCACCAGGCCUCCUGGCCAUGCCCCCCAGCUGGAUUGUCACUCAAGCCCCGCCUCCUGUGUUUGGGCGUGGCUUUCUCCAGCACGCAUUCCCCCCAUUGGCUGGGAGACAUAGCCAAUAGGUGAACAGGGGUGGGGGCAUUGACUUUGCCAAGUGCUGACCAAUCGGAGAGCUGGGCUUUAGGCGUGCCCAUCACUCAUUGGCUGGGCACAAAGCGGGCCUGGAUCUGCAACCAAUGGCAAAGCAGGAGUCCCUCCUCCCCCAUUGGCUGAGCUGGUGGCCAAUCAGAAGGCUGUCUCUGGGGGGCUGCUGUCAUUGGUCAAGGGAGUUCUCGCCCAGGGACCAACUUUCUAGCCAAUGGGAGGAGAGCUCUUCAUUCAUUGGCUGAUGCUGAGGAGUUGGCGGGCACUAGGCUAAACCUUGUCCUAUCACAGGCUGCCUGGGUUCUGAUUGGCUGGGAGGAGCAGGCGAGCGGGAUUGUCACUUCAUGGGAAAAAUCAAUUGAUUUGACAAUUUUUUUGGUCAAUUUCUUUUUAACUAAUGAAUCAAUAAAUGCUAAUUUCUACUCUGA